Messenger RNA from Paraphaeosphaeria sporulosa, 480 nucleotides. RefSeq lists its product as uncharacterized. The transcript is spliced from 2 exons. Bases 1 to 480 code for a protein of 159 amino acids. Lineage: Eukaryota; Fungi; Ascomycota; Dothideomycetes; Pleosporales; Didymosphaeriaceae. The record is from RefSeq and is a predicted model, not a curated record.
AUGGACGUCGUACAGAAUUACCUCGCCCUUCUACACACGCUCCUCCCCUCGUCGCUGAUCAACCCUCUCAUCAGCGCCAUCUCCACCGUCUACGGUCUAACCAAAUCCCUCCAAACCCACUUCGCACCGCUCAUCACGCAAGUAAUCACGCAACCAGACAUCGCGUCCGUUCUCAUGCUCCUCGCCAUCCUCUGGUUCUCGCUUCAGAUCUUUGGCAUGCUGUACCGCAGCGUCAUGUUCUGGGUCCGGCUGGUCUGGCAGCUCGCACAGUACAGCUUCCUCAUCGUGGUGUCGCUGUGGAUCUGGAACCGCGGGGUCGAUGGCGCCUUACGCGAUGCGCAGGAGCUGGCGGGGUUCUGGAUGGGGGAGUAUCAGAAGUUCAGUGGAGAAGCGAAGGCGUGGAAGGUUGCGGAGGAAGCGCAGAUUCGGAUGCAGGCGAAGCAGCGGGCCGCAGGUGGUGGUGGGUUUGGAUGGCGCUAG